GUGGGGAUCGAAUAUAAGAUGAAGAAUCAAAAAACUUAAGACCAGUGCUCUGUAGUUCCUAUAGCGGUCAAAAUGACUAAAUUAAAAAAAAUUAUUUUCAUGGUGGUGGUAAUGUGUAUAAAUGUGAACGCACGACAUAUUGGUGACAUUGAUCUUGAAGCUGACGCAGCUGAGCCUCGUCCAGUUUUUGUAGCUACCGGACCCUCUGCGGCAGCUCUACCGUUAGUGUACGAUGCCGAAUCCAGCGAUGGUCCUUUGACUGUAGCUAGUGAAAAAGUGGAGAAGAUUUUAAGACCUGCACUAUCAUUUUCCUAUAAUAACAAUAAGAAUGAAGAACAAGAUGAUAUUAAUGAUGAUGGAGAAGCGGCGGAAUCAAAAAAAGAAGAUCAAAAUGCCGAAGCAAUUGAUUACUAUAAGUAUGAAGAAGAAGAAGAAGAAGAAGAAGAAAAAAAAGAUGCCAAAGUAGAAGAAAAUAAGAAAAUCGAAGAAAAAGAACCCGAAGCGGAAACUGCUGAAACCAAACAUCACGGACACAAGGACGGAGGCAAAGGAGGAGGAAAAGGGCAUCAUGAAGGUCAUUUUGAAAAAGGUGGUGGCAAAGAACAUCAUGCCCAUCAGCACGGUGAGCAUGAAGAAAAAGGCGAUAAAGGUUACAAGGGGCAUCAUCAUCACGAAAAGGGAGCUAAAGGACAUCACGAUCAUGAUGAUCAUCACAAACAUUAUGAUGAGGACGAAGGCCAUAAAAAGGAUCAUCAUCAUGAAGAUGGAUAUCACGGAGAACACCAUAAAGGCUACGGUGGAAAAAAAGGAUCAAAGUAUGAGGAAGAUGGUGAACACAAGAAGGGACAUAGCACCAAAGGAUCACACAGCAUCCAUAAAAAAGACGAAUACGAGAAAAAAACUGAAUUCUUCGAUGAGGACGAAGAAGGUGGAGAAAGCGAGAAGCAUGGAGGGUUCCACGAGGAACACGACUACCAUAAGGGGAGUCACCACAAAGGAGGUCAUAAAAAGGGAGGCGACCAUGAAGACCAUUAUGGGAAAAAAGGAGAGUCAGAAAAGGGAGGCCACCAUAAGGAUGAGAAAGGACAUAACGAGAAGGGAGGACACGAUCACCAUUACCAUCACGAUAAAAAACAUGGCGAAAAAGAGGGUCAUGGACAUGGAAAGUCUUGGGGUUAUAAAAAGGGAAGUAGCAGUGGAGGCCAAGGUGGAGGCGGAGGUGGUGGUCACGGUGCUCAUUCUCACCAAACCUACGCUGUUCAAGAACCACCAAAACCCAAAAAAGAGAGUGAUGUUGCAGCAGCUGUUCCUGUCAAAGUUUACGAUUUUGCUCCUAUUUCAACUUACAAUCUCCCAUUGGAAGGAGAAGACGAACCAAUAAAAAACAGCCGUGAAAGGGCAAAAGGGGAAACAGACGAUCUCAAACUGACAGCACCCAGAAAUAAAAAAGACACCAAAGAUACAAAAUUUCAGCUAUCACCAAGCGAAACCUUUUUAGCGGAUUUUCCGAGGGGUUUUGCUGCCUCCGAAGAGGUUCAAACGGUAGCAACAACAGUGUCACCUAUCGAACGUAUGAUUUAUGAAACUGUGGCAAAAAACAGACCCAAUGAAACUACCACAGCGAAAGCCUUACCAGAAGAAGAGACUGAUGAUUUGGAAGAAGCAACCACAACUACCACGACAUCCAAACCGAUCGCAGAAGAGUCCAAAAAACCGUUGAAAAAGAAGAAGCUGAAAAAGAGGAAGAUCCAAAAUGUUGAUGGUUCCAGAUUGACGAGAAAUGCUCCGGCAUGUAAUUUAGGGCGCAUGAACCAGGCAGAGGAAAGUAGGCAAAAGUUUGUAAUUGUUGCUGCUGAUGAAAUAUAGUUAAUAGACUUAUAUGACAGCCAUAUGUUUGUAUUAAGCGUUUGUAGUUUUAUUUUCGGAAAGUUCUUAAGUGUGGAUUCAAGAAAUGG
Anthonomus grandis grandis is the source of this 1955-nucleotide messenger RNA. Its product is annotated as sarcoplasmic reticulum histidine-rich calcium-binding protein-like. NCBI's taxonomy places the organism in Eukaryota, Metazoa, Arthropoda, Insecta, Coleoptera, Curculionidae. The record is from RefSeq and is a predicted model, not a curated record. Bases 73 to 1866 code for a protein of 597 amino acids. The transcript has 6 exons.